GCAAUUUUGUAUUUUGUAUGUAGUUUGCAAUAAAAAUGAUUUUUAUAAAUAUUGUAUACAUUUAUUAAUUUUCUAUGUGCGACAAUGAACGACAUGAAAGAAUUAAGAAUAAAAUAUUCUAUUUAUUUAAGAUACUUUAUAUAUAUAUACAUAUAUAUAUUGAUAUUACAUUUUUUUACAAUUACAUUAAUUUAACAACUACAUAACUAGUUUUCAUUUAAAUCGUAAUAUUAAUCACCCAAAUGUAUUAUUUUCUUUUAUCUAAAAGUAUUUUUGACAGUAAUAAGUACUUAGAUAAAUAUAGAUAACUUUUAUUACUUAUUAAUAUCAAAAACUUAUAAAGUUUUUAUUAAGUAAUUUUAUUUAAAUUAAAAAUUAUUUUUGUACAACUAAUUAUUUUUAUUAGUGUUAGAACACUUUAUUUAACCCUAGGCUGUCAUAUCUUUUUUUCGAACGAGAUUGUUACACUAGUUUAUCGUAACCCAACGUAAUUUGAGUUGCAGUUUAAAAAUUAAGUGUCUAAAAAUUCUGAAAUAAGUUUUAAACAUAGAAAAAUAUAUUCCAAUUAUAAAAAAAUAAUGUUUUAAUUAUUUUUAUUUGAAAGAAAAAAAAUGUUAAAAACAAAUUUUUUUAAAUUACAUUUUUCUUAAAAAAUUAUAACUUUCUUAAUUUUGACACCACAAAUUUACAUUUCCAAGCGUCCCGAAAGAUAUCUUACUAAUAAAUCAGUCCGAGUCAUGAUGAUCCGGUGAGAGAGUCUAGGGUUAAAAAUAUUUUAUAUUGCAUUAAUUUCGGUUUACAUUUGGGACUUAAUGUAAUGAUUAUCUUCAUACCUUUUACAUUCUCUUUGUAGAUUAAAAAUAUUUUCGUGUAAAAAAACUGGAAAUCAUUCAACACUCUUAAUAUCUCAAUGAUUCAGCCAUGGAUCCUCUGAACGUCGUGGAUGCCAAUAAUGCAGAACAUUCGCCCGAAAGCAUAGAAUGCGUACCUGAAUACAACUUAUUAUCAAAUAAAAUUAAACGGCACGUCGUUAGGAAAAGAAAAACGAGAGAAGACACGAAAAAGCCGAACUCGAAUCAGAACAAAGAUGAUAAGAAGAAACCUCAGCUUUCCUUGGAGUGUGCCACGUGCGGCAAACGUUUUAGUGAAAAAGCUACUAUGAUAAAACACAUGAACCUGCACAAAUAUCAGUGUAAAACUUGCUGCCAGACCUUCAGUCUGAAGCGAGAAUUGAAACGUCACAUCAUGAACGUUCACGGACCUCUUCUAUAUCCCUGCAGCAUCUGCGAAUACAAAAGCAAUAACAAGUGCACUCUGAAGGACCACUUUAUACGAAAACACACCAGCGGUUUUCAACAUUCCUGUGCAAUCUGUAAGAAACAAUUCAAGAUCAAGAAUGAUCUGAAGCAACACAUGAAUCAGGUGCACAGCGGCGAGCCGCCCAUCAUCUGCAGUAUCUGCGGACACGCUUGCAAGAACGUGCCCGCUAUUAAGGCGCAUAUGAAAUAUCGACACUACAAGCCGGCUUACGAGUGCAAGAUAUGCAAGCGUGGUUUGACCACUCAGGAGAAUCUCGACCAACACUUGAUCUGGCACGAACGGAAGGAAAAGGUUGUCUGUCCCACUUGCGGUAAGACCUUCGGCCAGAAGAGAGACUUGGAUCUUCACUUGAGGAUCCAUCAGGGUAUUCGACCGUUUUCCUGUCCAGUUUGUGGUAAAACUUUCCCCAGGAAGACCGCGCAAGAACAGCAUAUAUUAAUUCAUACCGGUAAAAAGCCAUACAUUUGUGAUAUAUGCGGACACACCUUCGCGCAGAAACCUGGACUCAUCUGUCAUAGAAAGCGGCAUCCCGGACCACUACCGCCGUUACCUGUGGUAUCCAUUAAGAAAAUAAUUAUGGACUUUACGCAGGAAUUGGUCUCUGCUACGCAACAAAAUAAAGUAGAUAGCUAAAUAUUUAUUUGAUUGAGAAAUUGCUCUGAUACGUAUCGAUGACGAGAUUAAUUAAAUUUGUUUAUAUUCAUCUAAGGAUCCUAGGAUCCUAUAUACGCGAAAAUAUGCGUUAUUGAAAUCAAUUAAAAAUUUGUUUACUUUAAUAUCGAAGAUUAAAGGAACAAUCUCAGGAUUUCUAAAUAAUAAAAAUUGUGAAGUAAUAAAAUAUUGAUCCGUAACAAUUUAAUUAUAUUUUCUGAGUUAUAAAUUUUACAAAUUAUACAACGUCUGUCUGUACGUAUAUGAUUAACCUUAUCUCGCCACACCUGUGUUUAAUGAAAAGUUUUAUAAAUUAUAAUUACUUGUUACGUUACAAUUUAUUCUCAGAUUAUAGUUCACGUCAUACUAAUUUACUCACAUCUUUAAACUUUUCAAUUUAUAAAUCCUGCUGUAUACAUAUAAUAUAUAUGAGAAUCAGACUUGAGAUUUGCCAAAUCAAUUAUUGUUCCAUUAGAAAGAAUUAUCCUAUAAUUAUUUGUUAUAUAAAUUAUAUAAUUUUGUUAUAUAAUUUUUGGGGGAAGCAAUAUUAAAAAA
Monomorium pharaonis (pharaoh ant) is the source of this 2526-nucleotide messenger RNA. RefSeq names its product zinc finger protein 525. Gene Ontology annotation, biological process: regulation of transcription by RNA polymerase II. The transcript has 2 exons. The record is from RefSeq and is a predicted model, not a curated record. Gene Ontology annotation, molecular function: RNA polymerase II cis-regulatory region sequence-specific DNA binding; DNA-binding transcription activator activity, RNA polymerase II-specific. Gene Ontology annotation, cellular component: nucleus. NCBI's taxonomy places the organism in Eukaryota, Metazoa, Arthropoda, Insecta, Hymenoptera, Formicidae. The coding region runs from base 922 to 1953 and encodes 343 amino acids.